Molecule: messenger RNA, 1665 nt
Organism: Caenorhabditis elegans
Lineage: Eukaryota; Metazoa; Nematoda; Chromadorea; Rhabditida; Rhabditidae
Gene: rft-2
Product: Riboflavin transporter rft-2
Exons: 7
Coding region: 15-1445 (476 amino acids)
Biological process (GO): riboflavin transport
Cellular component (GO): plasma membrane
Molecular function (GO): riboflavin transmembrane transporter activity
Source: RefSeq, marked reviewed
UUUUGCAGGCAGAAAUGGGUUGCUCGGCGGCCACAUUUAUCCUAGUGGCACUUUUCGGGUCGAGUUCAUGGAUGGGAACGAAUAGUGUGUGGAUGCAGCUGCCGCUGCUCACUUCAGAGCUCCCGGAGCAAUGGAAUUUGCCGAGUUAUUUGGCGGGAGUUGUUCAGAUCGCUUGUAUAGUACCAUUGAUCUACACAAUUCUGCACAAAGGCGUCAAAUCAUUCACAAUUCCUACUGCUCCUCUUAUAAUUGCUCUAUUAUCACUAGCAUGCUGUUGUCAACUGGGACUCUCAUUUUUCUGGAGCGACUAUUCGGAAAUAUUCGGUGCACCACGUUCAUGGCCUCUCUACUCACUACUUUUCGGAUUAGCCAUCGUUAAUGCAAUGUCAAAUGUGCUUUUCAUGCCGUUCAUGGCACAAUUUCAUCCGGCCUACCUGAAUGCCUAUUUCGUUGGAAUGGGCUUAAGCUCACUUGCUCCGAGCCUACUCUCGUUGGCUCAGGGAACAUCGAUGUUCAAAUGUGACGAGAAAGGCGUCGCAGAGAGAUUUCCGCCGAAUUUCUCGGUUUCUAUAUUCUUUUUCGUGAUUUUCUCAUUCACCUGUGUCGCGCUGUUCGCAUUUAUUGCGCUCUACCGUUCUGGCGCGCAUACUCAUUUCGCGACGCCGAAUAAAAAGGAGCCGAAUGAGGGAACUCCGCUGAAAAAGGAUCUGAAUAACACGAGUUCUUCAAGAAAAGGUGAUGAUGAAGAUGAAUCUCCAAUUGAGAUUCAUGAGACUGGAGCACCAGCAAUUGAUGCAAUUGUUUCAGAAUUGGAUGUAACGUUCAGAGAGGAGCUACAAAAAAGUUUCCGUGAUGCAAACUACCUUGAGCGCUCCGCAAUGAUCAACGACGACUCAGAACCACAUCCAGUCGAUUAUAUAACUGGAGUCAAAUUUACGUUUCUUCUCUUCACAACAGCAUUGGUUAAUGCACAAAUGAAUGGAAUUAUUACAAGUGUGCAGAGUUAUGCGGCGUUACCUUAUUCACAGGCCACCUAUCACUUCGCUGUCACAUUAUCCAACGUUGUGAGCCCUCUCUCUUCAUUCCUUCCGUUCUUCAUCAGUGUUCGGAGUAUUCCAGUUCUGGCGAUUCUCACCGCAUGCUCCACUGCAAUGACUGCCUUCAUUGUGUACCUGGCCGCAUUGUCUCCGAAUCUUAUUUUUAAUUCGGUCACUAUUGGAAGUGCUCUAUCAAUCGGAGGAUCACUAAUCGCUGCAGGUCUUCACUCGUAUCUUCGUGUUGUGUUUGCAUCCCUACUCCGAGAGGGACAUCAGAGUGAAUCUAGGCUGUUUUGGUGUGGAGUUUUUAUUCAGAUUGGUUCCUUCAUCGGCUCGGCAGUCAUGUUUCCGCUGGUCAAUAUUGCUCAUUUGUUCACAUCGGCUCCGCAAUGCAAAUCAAUCUCUUAGCUCAUUUCUGUUACUCUUUUCGUUUUUUUUUCGUUUUUUCGCAUGUUGUAAUACUAAUAUUUAUUAAUUUUCUUUAAUUUUCUUUGUUAAGUUUGUAUUUAAUAGGUUGUUGAGAUUUUUUUGCCUGUAAUUUUGCAACUGUGAUUCAUGUAUGUACUAUAUUGAACCGAAACCCCCUCCCGUCAUACACAACAGUGUAGUAAAACAUUUUAAUCCCAUA